AUGGAGGACAGGAAGAGGCCCGCCAUCGGCGGUUCCGAUGAUCUCGCUGCUCCCCCUAGUAAGCGAGUCGCCGUGAAUGGAUCCAAAACAAAAGAUGAUGCGAUAGAGAUGAAGGAAGAAGGCUGGAUCGAGGCCUAUACCAAGGGGGCAAUUUACCGCCAAAUGCAAGAGUACAGUCGUAAAGCUGCGACUGCUGAAUCACGCCUCGAAGAACUGCAUAAACGAUGUGUACAUCAUGAUGACCAUUUAAGGAUCAUUGAUGGCUGGUGGCGCCAAUUACUCGAGGAAUUGGAACUCGUAGCAGAGCCUACAUUAUCCGGAAAUGCACCCACGACAGAUCCACCCUAUCUCAGCGCAAUCGGUUUCAAAGACUUGAGCGAGUUUCAAUCCCAUCUCUCAGACAAGGGCAAAGCUAUAAAGACAAAAGCCGAAUCACUUCUGAAUCGUAUUGCCUCGCAGCGUGGCUCCCUGAGUCCAGACGCCGCUUCUUUGGAAGCGAAAGUGAAUAACUUGCUUGCCGCGCAGAAGGAAUAUAUGCUGAAGCUGGAUCGUUUGAACACAGAGAAGGAUCAACUCUCCGAACAAUUGAAUGCCGCCACCUUAAGAUACUUCAAAGCCGAAAAGAAAUUAGAUAGAGCCAAAAGCUCUCAGGUGCAAAAGUUGGAGCAGCAGGCCUUUGCAAAUGCUACCCGCCCUUCUGGAGCGACAGCAGGGACAGCAGCGGCAUCGAGUGAAGUCGGCUCAGAACAACACGAAGUGAAUGGUUCAUCGGAUGAACUAUUGCUUAAAUACGAGGAAGCAACGGCCUCUGCAGCGAAGCAGAAGGAACAACUUGAUACUAUCCUGUCGGAGUUGAAGACGGCGCAGGACGAGAAUUCAACACUCAAAGCCCGCCAAAACACUUGGACAGAUGAGGAUUUUAUCCGAACAGACGUUUUCAAGCAGUUCAAGGCGCAGAAUGAAGAUCUCAUUAAGCGAAUUAAUAAUCUAGAGGCGACAAAUAAGCAACUUCGGGAGGAAGCCGAAAAACUGCAGGCAGAGCGGACGUCCUACAAAACCCAAUUGGAAGCUGAUGCGAGUCAGGUAACACAGGAGUUGGAGGCUGAUAUCAUAACCAGAGAUCAGGACCUCGCCCGAGUUCGUUCUGCUAGGGACGAGAUUCUUGCAGAGAACACACAAAGAAAAGCCAGCAUGGAGCAGGAGAAAACCUCACUAGGGCAUGUCAAGGAAUUGAUUAGCGCGAAGGACGAUCGCAUUGCCGCUCUGGAGUCUCGACUUUUGCGGCUUGAACCUGCCGAGGACCAGGAAAUGGCCAACGCAGAUGAUCUCGCGGAGCUUUCCGAAGAUGAGCUCAGGCAAAAGUAUAAAAAGCUUCAACAAGAUUUCCAGUCUAUCAACCAGGAACUGCCAUCCAUCGAAAAGGCGUACAAGAAGAUGAAAGACCAAGCACAGAAAAAGGUGCUGGACUUUGUAGCCUUGGAAGAAAAGGUUUCUCUUUUGAUUGCAGAGAAGAGCAAAGCAGACCAAAAGUACUUCGCUGCCAGAAAGGACGCCGACACCCGAAAUAAUGAGAUAAGAUCACUGCGACACCAAAACAGCAAGAGUACCGAGAUCAUUGCUCAGUUGAAGGACUUGGAGGCACAAAAUAGAUUACUCCUUGGCAAUUUGGAGAAGCAGGUUGCUGAUUUGAAGCAGUCAAAUGCUCUUUUGACGGCGGAGAACAAGAAGAUGGAAUCGACUAGUCUCGAGGCGGUAAGACGUUCUGAUUCUCUAAAUCGACAAAUCAGCGACUUGACGAGUUUGGUGAAAUCUCGAGACAAUGCAUCUGCAGCUGUACGAGAGCGAAGUACGGUGCAAGAAGCCGAGGUUGAAAAACUAAAGGUUCGAAUUGAGCAUAUUCAGAAGGACCGAGAUAACUGGAAGAACAAGGCACUGAGCAACUCAUCGGAGGAGGAAGAAAUGCUUCGGGUAAGUUUACGCAUUCUCCAAUUUUGCCGUGUCAUCAAUGCCAAGAUGAUGCUAACAUACAUCGCAGACAUUUGCACUAUGCACAAUUUGCAGGAAUAA
Molecule: messenger RNA, 2067 nt
Organism: Metarhizium acridum CQMa 102
Lineage: Eukaryota; Fungi; Ascomycota; Sordariomycetes; Hypocreales; Clavicipitaceae
Source: RefSeq, a predicted model, not a curated record